AUGUCAAGUCCUCAGAGUUCCGCCAGCCCUGCGACCGCAGAGGAGGAACCAAGAAAGAAAGGCGCCCGAGGAGGAAAGCGAUCAGUCACACAUCUCAGCAAAGCCCAGCUUGCCCGUAAACGUGCCAAUGAUCGAGAAGCCCAACGCAACAUCCGUCAACGGACGAAGGAACAUAUCGAGAACCUGGAGAAGAAAGUGAAGGAGCUGGAAGAGAAUAACAGAUCCGGUUCCAUGGAGCGCAUACUUCAAAGAAAUAAAGAGCUCGAGCUCGAGGUAGAAAAGCUCAGGGCGCAAAUAGCAGCACAAUCAGGACAUAUUCCGUCACCAAUUCCAACAGAGCUGUCAGAGGACUUGAUGAUACCAAGGAAAGGAAAUUUGGACUGGGUUCCGGAACAGAAUCAGCCCAGUGGUUGGCAGACUUCCUUUGUUCAACCUAUCGACGCACAUCCGCACGAAGUACCCGCUACGGGAAGCGCUUACACUUCAACCCCAACAAGAUCUUUUCACAACACACCCGCUCAAAUAUGCUAUGAACAGGUUAUCGAACCAGAGCCAUCGAAAGCCAUCACAACUCCCAUUGUCACGCCUGUCUGGGAGGAUCCAAUGGUAUUCGGGCAGACGUCGCAGGCUAUAGCACAACCAACUCCAGCUUGGGCGCCCUUUCACCCCGCGUUUGAUAAACCAUCCAGAUUUGCCGAUCUCCAAACGUCAGGAUUUACUGACCUCAUCAACCAACCGACCUUUACCAACACAACUUGCUGGCAGACGCAACCCUCUGUGUAUGCUUGGCAGUUCUCGACCAGGCUCAAGGCACCGGUCACUUUCGUCGAUCAAUUAAUGUUCAAUGUCAUUCACUCGCAACGCCACCUUGCGUUACAUUCCAAUCUAUCCGGUGAAGACCUUCUUGGACCAAAUCUUCCUUCGGUAAAUGUAUUGUUCAAUCAGAGUGCCCCGCCGGCUGCCAAGCCACCGUCGAACAUCGCCGAAGUCAUGAAUCGUUAUUCAGAGGUACUGUCGAGCCGUGGCUUUGCUCUUAUUCCCGAGAAGCUUGCAUCAUUCAUGUGUAUGUAUCGUUUCGUUCAAUGGCAAAUCUCGCCUAAUUUCCAAACAUUCUCAAAACUUCAUGAGUGGCAAGCACCAACUCAGGCCCAACUGGAUAUCCCUCAUCCCGCAUGGAUGGAUUUGCCACCUUGGGGCCUAUUCCGUGCAAAGGUCAUCGAGCAUCAGGAUCGGUACGAUAACCCGGAGUUCCAGAAUGACUACGCAAGCAACCUUUCGGUCAACUUUCCUCACGAACCUAGAAUGGCACUCAUUUAUGAAAACGGACAACUCAUGGUCAGUCCUUUGAUGGACCGACACCUAAGUGAUAUCAACAAUAUGAGCAUGAAGAAGCCUUUCGCGGACAAGUAUCCUGAAUUUAGGGAUGUUUGUCGUUUUGAGGAGAUUUGA
Messenger RNA from Glarea lozoyensis ATCC 20868, 1449 nucleotides. RefSeq lists its product as uncharacterized. The record is from RefSeq and is a predicted model, not a curated record. Gene Ontology annotation, biological process: regulation of DNA-templated transcription. The transcript is spliced from 2 exons. Bases 1 to 1449 code for a protein of 482 amino acids. NCBI's taxonomy places the organism in Eukaryota, Fungi, Ascomycota, Leotiomycetes, Helotiales, Helotiaceae. Gene Ontology annotation, molecular function: DNA-binding transcription factor activity.